ACUUCCGCUAAGGCGCUAACCGCUGUUUUUCGUGCUAAAACCCUUCCACCUCUCUCUCUCUCUCUCUCUCUCUCUCUGUCUCUAGUCUCUACUCCAAAACCCAAAUGCCGAGCGCCUAUUGAGCUAGACUAGAGGCAACUGGUAGGUCAAGCUUUGCUCUAAUGGCGUCUCUCUCUUUUACCCAAUUUCGAUCCAUUCCCAGGUGGAACUAUAAAGCACCAGUUUUAGCAACUGUAGAAUUCAUGCUAGUUACAGAUCAUAGAUUACAGAAUAGAUGUGUUUUGUCAGAAACAUCUAAAAAAGCAAUUGUGGCAUCCGUAGUACAAGACGAGGGACCCAAUGAACCUGAGGGAACAAAAAAGACUAGGACAAGGCGAACCACCACACGAGGUAGAAAGAAGGCAACUACUGAACUGCAGGAUGGUGAUUCUGAACUAACACUCAGUGCUUCUGCUUCAGAACAGGAGAUCUCUGAUCCGGAGGCAUCGAUUAGUGGUUCUGAGAAACCUAAGAGAAGAACUAGAAAGAAAGUGCUUCAUACUGAAAUGAAAUUAUUUUCAGCUGUGUCUGCAAUCAGCACAGAGAAAGUGAAGACAGAAAAAAAGCCGAGGGGGAGGAAGAGAAAGGAAGAGACCAGUAAGGUUGAUGAUGACAUAAGUGAGACGGAAUUCAUUAAUUUGGAAGAGGUAGUCUACCUAGCAGAUGAAGAAAAUGAGGAUGACAACAUAGAUUUAAAUUUGGAAAAGUGUAAUGGUGAGGAUAUUGACUUCACAUAUGGUUGGCCCCCUCUUGUUUGUUGCUUUGGAGCUGCGCAGCAUGCAUUUGUGCCAUCAGGAAGGCCUGCCAAUCGGCUUAUAGAUCAUCAAAUUCAUGAAGCACUUAAAGAGGCAUUGUGGGCACCAGAUAAGUUUAUUAGGGCUCCUGGAGGUUCAGCAGGGGGUGUUGCAAUAGCACUAGCAUCCUUGGGCGGCCGAGUUGCUUUCAUGGGUAAACUUGGGAAUGAUGAUUAUGGACAGACAAUGUUGUACUACUUAAAUGUUAAAAGUGUUCAAACACGGUCGGUUUGUGUUGAUGAUAAAAGGUGGACAGCAAUGUCACAAAUGAAGAUUGCUAAGAGGGGUGCUUUACGAGCGACAACUGUCAAACCUUGUGCAGAGGAUUCUUUGUCAAAAUCAGAGAUAAAUAUUGAUGUGUUGAAGGAGGCAAAGAUGUUUUACUUGAAUACAUCUUCUUUGGUUGAUGCUAACAUGAGGAAAACAACUAUGAGGGCACUCAAGAUAUCAAAGAAAUUAGGGAGUGUCAUAUUUUAUGAUCUGAAUCUCCCAUUGCCACUUUGGAAAUCUGGUGAAGAAACAAAAUCUUUGAUUCAGCAGGUAUGGAGCCUUGCAGAUGUCAUUGAAGUAACGAAGCAAGAACUUGAAUUUCUUUGUGGUAUGAAUCCUCCAGAGGAGUUUGACACCAAAAAGAAUCAGAGAUUUAAGUUUGAGCAUUAUGAAGCAGAUAUUAUAGCUCCUCUAUGGCAUGAAAAUCUAAAAGUUUUGUUUGUGACAAAUGGGACUUCAAAGAUACACUAUUACACCAAGGAGCACAAUGGUGCUGUACUAGGAGUAGAAGAUGCUCCAAUGUCUCCUUUCACACAGGAUAUGUCAGCAUCUGGAGAUGGCUUAGUGGCUGCUCUGAUGAGGAUGUUGGCAGUUCAACCACAUCUUAUUACAGACAAAGAAUAUUUAGAGCGCAGUGUGAAAUAUGCUAUUAAUUGCGGAGUCAUUGAACAGUGGAUUGUAACUCGGCAACAAGGCUACCCUCCUAAGGUAGGCAUUGAAGAAGAUGAAGAAGAAACCAUUCCUGACCCGAGUGGCAUCAGGUCUACUACUGAGAGAGAGUUCCGCACUAGAAUGCCUGUUCUCUGUUGAUCGAUCAUCUUAUGUAGAGAUUUCUUUUGUUAGCUUAGAAAAUAUAAAUGAUGGAACCUUCUUUUAAGGUUAGAUUUAGAAUCAUAGUAUGUGUAUUGUUUCAACACUUAUCAUAGUAUAAGUCUAAAUUUUGGUCUAGGCCAUUUGGAUUAGCUCUUGUUAUCAUAGUACUUGGAUUUGUAUUGUUUGACUGCUACUUUUUUUUGGUUAACGGGACUGCUACUUAUGUUAUGUAUAACCGGACUUUUACCA
Molecule: messenger RNA, 2165 nt
Organism: Spinacia oleracea (spinach)
Lineage: Eukaryota; Viridiplantae; Streptophyta; Magnoliopsida; Caryophyllales; Amaranthaceae
Product: fructokinase-like 2, chloroplastic
Exons: 5
Coding region: 162-1913 (583 amino acids)
Biological process (GO): chloroplast organization; plastid transcription; etioplast organization
Cellular component (GO): chloroplast nucleoid
Source: RefSeq, a predicted model, not a curated record